AUGGUGGAACAAUCUUGUCAGCAGUCGCACCCCUUUUCUGAUAGUCAAGUGCAUUACUGCCGGCCCCCUCAUCGCCAGGUGGGCGGCGGCUGCGCGACGCGCGAGGUGGUGCGGGGCGGCGGCGCGUCAGGCAUCGACUGGCUGGACGAGGGCGGGCCAGAGGUGGCGGCCGCGCCGGCGCUGGCGGCCGCGGUGGGCACGGGGGUGGUGUCAGACGUGAACCGCGAGAGCAGGGCCGCGGCAGAGGGGGUCAAGGCUGACGACGGUGGCGGAGACGCGGGGCCUGGGCCGGGCAGCAGCGGGAGCGGGAGCGGCGACGAGGCGGGAGAGCGGAGCGCUGGCAGGGGGGAGCGAGCUGGCCGCAAUGAGGAGGAGGGCGAGGGGGAGGAGGAGGAGGAGGAGGAGGAGGAGGAGGAGGAAGAAGCGGCCGCGGAGGGUGUCAGCAGCGGUGUGGCUCUGCCGCGGCGUCGCUUGCAUGGCGGGGGCCGGGGCGGGACCGAGAGGCCUGAGGGAGGUGGCGGUGGUGUGCUGGCAGUCGGGGCGGGCGGUUCUUUUGACGAGCUGGAGGAUGACCUGUCAGAGUGA
Messenger RNA from Monoraphidium neglectum, 585 nucleotides. RefSeq lists its product as hypothetical. The record is from RefSeq and is a predicted model, not a curated record. The transcript has a single exon. NCBI's taxonomy places the organism in Eukaryota, Viridiplantae, Chlorophyta, Chlorophyceae, Sphaeropleales, Selenastraceae. The coding region runs from base 1 to 585 and encodes 194 amino acids.